This is a messenger RNA of Diaporthe citri, 1428 nucleotides long. RefSeq lists its product as uncharacterized. Bases 1 to 1428 code for a protein of 475 amino acids. The transcript has a single exon. The record is from RefSeq and is a predicted model, not a curated record. Lineage: Eukaryota; Fungi; Ascomycota; Sordariomycetes; Diaporthales; Diaporthaceae.
AUGUCUGCUCUAUCGUCGCCAUCACCCUUGCUGGGUCCGACCACCGAGGUCGAUGAAGCCAAGUUGCCUCAAGGCAACUGCCGUUACAUCAUGAUGAACACAGAAAUUAAAGGCAGCCGAUGUGCAUGUGUCAACUUCACCCUGAACAAGGCGUUGCCCGGUGCCUCUUGUGAAUGCGGGCACCUCGCCUGCUUCCACCACAAGACGGCCGAGCCCCCAACGGACAGGCGGGAACUGGAGCUUCUCCGGCAGAGGGUCCAGCAACUUGAGGAGCUAUUGGCAGAGGGCACCAGCAGGAGGAACGAGGUGGUCCAGAGGGUGAGCGAGCUUGAGGGGAUUGUGGACUCCAGGACGGAGGAGAUGGGCCAGGAGAUCAAGAAGACGUAUGGCAACCUAAACCGAGCCUGGCAUUCCAUCGGAGAGCUCGAGAGACGGGGUGGGGACGUCGACAACCGAUUCCAGGCCAUGGGCGUGCAUCUCAGGAAUGUCGACGGAGAGCUACAAAGACUGCACCAGAGACAAUGCGAACUGAACGAUGCCGACCUCAGUCUGGAAGAGCAGCUGCUAGAGGUGGUCGAGAGCAUCGAGGGGGCCUCCGAGGUCACGCCCUCCAGGGGCAGGCAAAGACGCAAGUCGAUAUCGGAUUCCGUACCAACAUUGAACAGCUCUCCAAAAACGACGCUGGUGCCAAUGAGGUCAGGAGGCGUGCCUGCCCGGGCUUCUGAGUCGGCCGUCUCAAAUUUAUGGACGGUCCACGUCUCUCUGCUUCCGAGCAGCUCGCUACCGUUUCCCUUCGAACGAGACACCAACGCCUACAAGCGAUGUCUCUCCAGAGGCCUGCACCAGAUGGUUGCCGUGAACGGCACGUCGGCUGAAGCGUUCGUGUCUGCAGUGACACGAGCGUUCAAGGGUGUCCUGAAGGACCGGCCUUGGGUACCCCUUCAGGCGAAAUUGUGUGACGCGGAUACCCUUCAAGGUCUACCAAUGCUGCGCCCCUUGGACUCAUCACUUGUGAGCUCCAAGUUUGACGUCGACUUCCUCCACGCCCAUUGUGCCGUGCUCGACAUCCACGGGAACAUGGACUCCCUAUACAUCUCCAUGCGCCACUCUUCGCUCUCGUGGCAUGCGCUGAGGCACUCGCCUGUAUUCCUGCAAGGUCUCGAGGCAAGCUGGGAGUAUGACCCCAUCCUAGACUCUAGCGACCCUUUUGACAACGAUGAGAGCGUUGACGAGAAUGACCGACCGUCGGCGGGGGACUUGGUCGGGGGCCUCCCAAACUUGAAGAGGGCGGCCUCGGAGAUGUCGAGGUCGUCCACGACGACAACGGUGGCGGAUGGGGCUGAGGGACGGGUCCCCAAAAAAGUUGCGCGGACGACCUGUCCGCCUCCCUUCAAAGAGGUUACGAGGCGGAGGGUCGAGACCGCUUAG